This is a messenger RNA of Meloidogyne enterolobii, 649 nucleotides long. Lineage: Eukaryota; Metazoa; Nematoda; Chromadorea; Rhabditida; Meloidogynidae. The record is from the annotation of a GenBank genome assembly.
AUGAAAAGUAUUGGAAUAACAACAAAAAUAUUCCAAAUAAAAAACAAAAAUAAUUUAAAGAAAAUUAGGAAAAGAAAAAAAUAUUUUAAUAAUAAUAUUUUAAAUAAAACAACAAAAAAUUAUUUAAUUUUUAUUUUUUUCACAAUUAUUUUAAUUGAAAAGAUAAAUGAAGUAGAAUUAUUUACAGCAUGUCAAGGUUGUUCUCCUCCUUGUAUAUGCCCUGGACAAAAGGGGGAACAGGGCCUUCCUGGUUUCCCAGGCAAACAAGGCUUUCAUGGAGCACAUGGCAUUGAUGGACCAGAAGGACCUAAUGGAGUGGAGGGAAUGCAAGGAUCUGAAGGAGAUUUUGGCGACGUUGGCCCUAAAGGCUUACGUGGUGAUAGAGGACUGCCUGGGGCGCAUGGUCGUGAAGGAAUGCCUGGAUUAGACGGAUUACCUGGUCUGCCUGGAGAAAUGGGGCCACCUGGCUGUAAUGGAACAGAUGAAUGACAGGAGUUGCAGGAUAUCGAGGCCCUCCUGGUGAACCCGGUCGUUAUGGAUAUCCAGGGCCUCCUGGAGAAGGAGGAAUAAAUUCUGAAGGAGUAAAAGGAGCACGUGGAGAACCUGGAAUACCUGGAACACCCGGUAAGCGAUAUAAUAAGAUUUAUUU